AUGGCAAACUUCGUUGUUGGAAACACUUACAUGAAUACCGCUCCACAAUUACCGCCUGGCGUGGCUGCUCAGGGUGCUGGUCAAGGUGAUAACCAACAAGAACAAGCUCGUCAGCAAGCAGAAAAUCAAGAAAAUGCCUUAAAUUCGAUGCUUUCACAGAUUCUUGACCAGCAAGCAUUAGUGCGUCUAAGCAAUCUAGCUGCUGCAAAGCCUGAAAAGGCUAAAAUGGUUGAAUCUGCAGUCAUAAAUAUGGCUCGACGUGGCCAAAUUGCCGGUAAACUGUCAGAUGAAGGCUUCAAGCAGUUGAUUGAGCGUAUUUCUCAACAAACGACACGUACCACUACUUUCGAUCGACGUCGCAACAACCUUGAUUCUGAUGACGAGGACUAUUGA
Molecule: messenger RNA, 393 nt
Organism: Ostertagia ostertagi
Lineage: Eukaryota; Metazoa; Nematoda; Chromadorea; Rhabditida; Trichostrongylidae
Source: the annotation of a GenBank genome assembly